Molecule: messenger RNA, 483 nt
Organism: Protobothrops mucrosquamatus (brown spotted pit viper)
Lineage: Eukaryota; Metazoa; Chordata; Lepidosauria; Squamata; Viperidae
Product: DALR anticodon-binding domain-containing protein 3-like
Exons: 3
Coding region: 56-298 (80 amino acids)
Biological process (GO): tRNA C3-cytosine methylation; arginyl-tRNA aminoacylation
Molecular function (GO): tRNA binding; ATP binding; arginine-tRNA ligase activity
Source: RefSeq, a predicted model, not a curated record
AUGGCUCUUGUUAUUCAAUAGUAUCCUGCCUUUCCAGGAGGUCUUGACCCAGAUAAUGCAGUUCCUGCUCCCCAGUGAUGGGAUAAGAAUAACAGUUAGCACGCAGGCGAUUUGUAAGUUCCUGAUUCAGCUAAGCAUGGAUUUCAGUUCCUACUACAACCGAGUGCACAUUCUAGGGGAACCACGUCCCCAUUUAUUCAGCCAGAUGUUUGCCCGGCUGCAGCUGAUGAGAGCCGUGAGGGAAGUGUACCACAGUGCCCUGGCCACCUUCCACCUACCUCCUCUAAGUCAGAUCUGAUCAGGUUGGUCUCAGACCUGUGCUUGGGAACUGCAUCAGCCUCCCUUUGGUGAAGAGGAAAUGGAGGGCACAUUCCUAGGAGGGAGACUAGAGUGUGGAAAUGUUACACUGAACUGGCCAAUGAACAACUACUUAGUAUACCUAUUUUGUUGCUGAAAUGAAUGCUCUGAAUCAAUAAAAACAGG